AUUAGGGUUUUUAAUGUACGUAAUGAUUCCGCGUGAUACUGAUGAGCCUUGCUGAUGAGAUUGUACAAUUGAGAUUGCUCUUGCAAACUCUGACCCAAAUGUCAAUAUUUUGAUUUCAAAUAACCUUUUCCUGGAUACCUCAACCUAGGGCUUGAAGUCAGAAAGUAUUUUUGAGAAACACAGGAGUUCUUGGAAUGCUGAAGCACCAAGUUGUUCGCUGCAUUGGAAGGGCAACCAGUGGCUAGCCAGUCAAGACCCUACUCCGGUGAGCUCAGCUAUCUCGGACGGUCCCCAGCGUUGAUUAGUCCGUGUGCGAUGGCGAACGUGAGCGCAAACGUCGCCGUGAAGGCGGUGAACGGCAGCGACGGCGGUGUGUCGGCCGAGUCGCCGUUCCUCAAGGCCAUGGGUCAGCACCUGGAGGCGGGCACCCUGGCGGCGGCCACCUCCUACCUGGAGGCGCACCCGGCCGAGGUGGCCACACACUCCAUGGAGCUCAUUGACGCCGUCAUGAUCCGGCUGGUGGACCAGGCCGGCGACGAGCGGCUGCUGGACGGCUGCGUGGCGCUCCUCUCGGCCAUCGCGCGGCUAGCCAACCGCAAGGAGGCGCUCAUCUGCCUGCUGGAGAAGGGCGAGAUGUUCAAGGAGGACGCCUGCUUCAAGGCGCUGCUGCCGCCGCUGCAGAUCGUGCUCUGCCGGGAGCCCACCAAGCGCGGCUCGUCGCUGGCCUGGGCGCUCAGCACGCUGUACACACACCUGGCGUCGGUGCCGCUGCCGCGUCAGCACGCGCUCGAGGGCCGCGAGCGGCUGCUGAUGUACCAGGAUCCAGACGUGCGCCGGCACACCGACCUGCUGCACGCCCUGACGCCCUUCUUCAAGCCGUUCGUGGAGGAGAUAUCGCCACUGCACUCGGCGGCCGCGUGCACACCGGCCGGUGUGCGCGCCCGCGAGCUGCUCUGCUGCUACCUGCUGAAGGUGCUGGACCGGCCGCUCGCCUUCCUGGACCUGACGCCGUGCGGAGAGUGUGUGCCGGAGGUGCGGCAGAGCGCCGACCAGCUGAUGCUCUACACCACGGCGCUGCAGUCGAACCCGCUGCGACUGUUCGCGCUGCUGCCGGCGGCCAAGUGCGCGCCGGCCGACGGCCAGACGGACGAGGAGCAGUUCGACGAGAGCGGCCUCGACUGGCGGCAGGAGCUGCGCGUCUCCAGCCUGGCGCUGGGUACCUACAUGUACCUGCUGUGCGCCGAGCAGGUGGCCCUGGAGAGCACUCCGGCUGUGCUCUGUCCGGCCUACGUGACGCGCAUCUCGCUGCCGCUGUGCGUGGCGCUGCUCCGCCGCCGCGAGCUGAGCGCCGUCCAUAAGGGAGCGCUGCUGCUGCGCGCGCUGCUGGGACGGCUGCCGCGCGGCCAGCUGCCGGCCAGUCAGGUGGACGCGCCGGCGCAUGCGGACGUGACGGCACUUCUCAUCAAUAUGUCGGUCUUCAGCUCGCUGCCGGAGCUGCGGAAGCUGUGCAUCGGCCUGCUGACCGACUACGUGUGGCGGUUCGACGCGCACGGCCGGUUCGUGGUGCUGCGCAAUCUGCUCAACUCGAACCACAACCCGAGCGUGCUCGGCUUCGUCACCGGCCUGCUGAAGGAGAGCAUGGCGGAGGCGCUGGCGUGCGAGCGGCGCUGUCCGUGGUUCUCGGCGCCGUCGGUCACCCCGCUGCUGCGCACCGCCUGCCGUCUCCAGAACGGACCCACUACCGACCUGCUGGAGAACCACAACCACGUCAUGGCCGCGCUCAACCUGAUGCGAUUCGUGUUGUUGCGCGACAAAGCGGACGUGUGUGGAUUGCGCGCGCGGGCAGAGGAGCUGCGCACCGUUUUUCUCAGUCCCCUGCGCACGGCGCUCGACUUGUCGCGCGGACAUUUUCGGCUGCGCGCGCGGGAGCUGUCGGAGCGCGGCCAGCCGGCGCCGCCAUCAACGGAGGUGGAGCUGAACGUGGGCGGUCAGACGCUGGCCGGCCUGCCGCCCGAGCAGCAGCGCCAGACGGUCGAGCUGGCGCUCACCACGCUCGACCUGAUCGGCACCGUGCUCGGCUGGGUGGGCGAGAGUCUGGGCGCCGGCCAGCGCGCCGGCGACAGCGUCACGGCCGGCCAGAGGGUGGCCGACGCGCCGCGGCACGGCGACGCCGGCAGCUAGUCACCGGGAGACCGUGCCGCGCCCAGUCGCUAGUCGCUCCGCGGGGUUGAGCUUACCGAGCCACUGCCACGGCACGCCGUGGGUUGUGUGUGCACGUGUUUGUUUUUGUGUGCGUGCGAACGCGUUACUACUUGCCGUGUGCGAGAGCUGGUGCCUGGUGUAUCGGCAACGGCAGCGGGUGCAGAACUGCGCAACUUUGCACAUUUCUACACGGCUUCUGAUGGAAUUAGCAGUACUCUGUGCGGGAAACAGAGGUCACUUCGCUUUCUUACGUUUUUGUCGGUCCUUGUGGGACCUAGCUCGGCCAUAGAGGAAGAACCUUUCCUCGGCGGUAUAGCUGUUUGGAGUCGCUUUCAUCUCUAUUUGAAAUCAGCCAUUUUGGGGAGAUGAUCCUAGUCGGCUGGGUUAACAUUUGUACUGCUUCACUCUGAGUGAAUAUAAGUGUUAUGUCGCGUCUUUUCAGGAA
Molecule: messenger RNA, 2647 nt
Organism: Amphibalanus amphitrite
Lineage: Eukaryota; Metazoa; Arthropoda; Thecostraca; Balanomorpha; Balanidae
Product: glomulin-like
Exons: 3
Coding region: 316-2181 (621 amino acids)
Cellular component (GO): cytoplasm
Molecular function (GO): ubiquitin-protein transferase inhibitor activity
Source: RefSeq, a predicted model, not a curated record